AUGGAUUCUUCUUCUUCAAUUAGAGUAGCAAGUGAAGAUAAAUAUAGUGUAAUUCUUCCGACAUAUAAUGGGAGAGGAAAUUUACCUAUAAUUACUUGGCUUUUAGCUAAAACCUUUAAAGAGCA
This is a messenger RNA of Dentiscutata erythropus, 125 nucleotides long. Lineage: Eukaryota; Fungi; Glomeromycota; Glomeromycetes; Diversisporales; Gigasporaceae. The record is from the annotation of a GenBank genome assembly.